GCAGGGCACCGGGACGCGGGGCAGGGACGCAGCAGCUCCCGACCCCGCCGGGGCGCGGCGGGGAGCGCUCACCCGGGCUCAGGCAGCGAAGCCGGCAGAGGAGGAGCCGCGCGGGAGCAGCAUGGGCUGCCGCCCUUCCCAGCCUGCUGAAGACCGGACACGGGUCCCCGCGCCCAGGAAGGGCUGGCAAGUGGGAGUCAAGGCUGAUGUUGCCAAGGAGGAUUGCAGCCCCCAAAUGGAAACUGCACUGCCCAAGGACACUGUGGACAACGCAGAGGACCUGAAACAAGCCCACAUGGGAAACUUACCUGGAACCCUUCCAGAAAGGUCACCAUCUCCCAGGGACAGAAACAGGAGAGUAAAUUCAGUGACCAAUGGAUUAAUCAAUAAGCCCCAACCCCUACAGAAUCGCGAGCGACAGAAGUCAUCAGACAUCCUGGAGGAACUAACUGUUCAAGGAAUAAUACAAAACCACAGCCAAGUAUUUAGAAAUGGAGAAUCAUAUGAUGUCAUGGUGAACACAACUGAGAAGCCACUGGGAAAGCCACCAGCCAGGCUGAAAAAACUCAAGAUGAAGAAGGAAGUAAAGGACUUCACAAUGAGGGACACUGAGGAGAAGAUGCAGGCGGCAGAGGAGCGCCAGAAGAGAAAAGAAGACAAAAUAAGAAAAGGGCUAUGGAGAGACCGACUUUUGCCCUCAGCCAGUCAUUCGGGUUCAGCUGAACUGAGUAAGGCUGAGGUGCAGUUUGCCAAAGGACUUCAAACAGAGAGUUCUCCUGGGCUUGACCUGUCCGACCUGCAGGAAGGAGAGCCACUGAAGAGAAAGAACAGUAAAAGUGAUGUAACUUCGCUUGAUAGAAACUACAGUUAUGAAAGUAUUGUGAUUGUGGAGUCAGACAUGUCCUACAAUCAAGCAGAUGACAUAUUCUAGUAAGCCAUCUUUUGUGAAUUUCUUAGGAGGGGAUCCAUUCUCCCCAGUUGUGACAUUCUUAGUGUGUGUCAGGUUCUUUGGCUGCCUGACCUCACUCUGUUGGCAUUUCAGCUUUGGGCUUAGGAAUGAUUGUGUGAGCUGAAGGUUAGUUAAGUAAAUUAAAUGGCCAUGCUAGCUAAUAAGUAAAAAGGAGAGAGAUUUGACCAACCAGCUUAGAUGUUAUAAAAUUGGUGUUCUCUUUCAUGUGCUUUAAACGUUGUAAAGAUAUGUUUAUUUUAUGAGUAUUUUCAUUCAGGGCUGUCCAAUCUGAUGCCCUAGGGGAUGUGUGCAGAUUAUUGGAGAACUGUUUCACUUACCUGUGGUGUCAGAUAUCAUGGAAAGUGUGCACAGACCUUUAUUUUUGCUCAUCAGCUGUAGUUAAUGUUUGUGUAUUUAAUGUGUGGCCCAAGAUAACUCUCUUCCAAUGUGCAAUAGCAAAGAAAAAAGAUUGGACAACCCUAGAUGUUUGUGCCAAAGAAAAAUCUUUCCUCUUCAGAACCUGUGGCUGUGUCCACCAUCCACCCUCUGCUGGUCCUUUAAGAAAAAUUGCAUGGAUUUAUAUGAAGUAUUUUCAUAAUCUGUAUACUUUUUAUGCUGUACAUCUACUUUUUAAAUUUCUUUGUAUUACAAAGGAAUAAAGCAAUAUCUUAAAGUUGGUUGAAUUAACCAGUUUCAUCUAUAUAGUUUCAGUAAGCAGUAUCCAGUUCUUAGAAUUAUGUACAGUAAUGGAGUCCUGGUCAUGUAAAAACAGGAA
This is a messenger RNA of Nycticebus coucang (slow loris), 1724 nucleotides long. RefSeq names its product stathmin domain containing 1 (gene STMND1). Bases 122 to 931 code for a protein of 269 amino acids. The record is from RefSeq and is a predicted model, not a curated record. Gene Ontology annotation, molecular function: tubulin binding. Gene Ontology annotation, cellular component: cytoplasm; neuron projection. NCBI's taxonomy places the organism in Eukaryota, Metazoa, Chordata, Mammalia, Primates, Lorisidae. Gene Ontology annotation, biological process: neuron projection development; regulation of microtubule polymerization or depolymerization; microtubule depolymerization. The transcript has 6 exons.